AUGAAGUCAUCGAUACAACGACCUGCCCUACAGGCACUAGGCACCAGACCACGUCGUCUAAAUGACUGGAUAUCCAGUCACACCAUCCAGUUAGCUAAUGCGGCCAGACAGGCCCGUCUAGCUCAAUCCUCUGCUUAUCGUGAUCUCAGGCGACAAGCAACGCGAUCAGCCAGGAACGAUAGAUGCAACUAUUGGAAUGAAAUGGCCACUAAAACGGAGGCAGCAGCCAACCUGGGCAACACGACGACCCUCUUCCGUCUUAUUCGAUCAGCAUCGGGCAAGAAUCAGGUCACCCACUCUGUGCUGCGCAGCGCCUUCGGUGAGCUCAUCUCCGAUGCGCAGGGAAAAAUGUCUCGGUGA
Molecule: messenger RNA, 360 nt
Organism: Echinostoma caproni
Lineage: Eukaryota; Metazoa; Platyhelminthes; Trematoda; Plagiorchiida; Echinostomatidae
Source: the annotation of a GenBank genome assembly